CCCAAAACCCAAACCGUCAACCUUGCGCUCCACAACCCUUCCUGCUUGCCUGUCUGCUGAGAGCCGGCCUGUCAAUCAACACAUACCAAACCAGGAAACGGCGAACGAGCUGAAGGGAACACGGCACAAUGAACGUUACCAGCCCUGUCGCCUCGGAGGUGACCAGUGUGGAGUUCAACUUUCUGUCGCCGGAAGAAGUCCUCGCCCUCUCCGUCAAGCAGAUCGUCAAUCCGGUCACUUUCGCAAAUACACAGGCUGGCAAAACUCCGGUUCCCCUCCCCGGCGGUCUGUAUGAUCCCGCUUUGGGCGCAUCGGACUCUCUGAGACAACGAUGCUCAACAUGCCACUUAGAUUACCAGUACUGUCCUGGACAUAUGGGACAUAUCUCUCUGCCGAUUCCUGUCUACAAUGUAACCUUCUUCGACCAGAUGUUGCGGUUGUUGCGCGCGACCUGCGUCUAUUGUUUCAACUUACGGAUGUCGAAAGCCGAGGUCGAUCGUUACGCCUGCAAACUUAGGCUGAUUCAAUAUGGACUGCUGGAAGAGGCUUCCGAUCUGGACAACCUGCACAUGAAAGCGAAGAAGAAGGGCACUGGCGCGGAGGAAGGCCCCGGCGAUGACAUAGACAGUGACGAUGAUGACGACUUGGAGAAUUUCAUUGCGCGCAGGCGGAAGUUUGUGGACAAGGCAAUAAGCCGGAAGGGAAAGCAGUCUGAUGUUUCAAGCGCCACCAAGAUCAACGCCAUCGCGGAGGCGAGACGUCAGGUGGUCAAAGAUUUCAUGGGCACUGUGGCUGGUGUCAAGAAGUGCACACGGUGUCAGGCGUUCUCUCCCGUCUUCCGCGCCGACAGUUUCUCCAAGAUUUUCGAAAAGCCGCUGCAGGCCAAGCAGCGCGCCUCAAACGCUCAGCUCGGACUCCGAAGAGCGAAUGCUGCGCUUGACCGGCGGAAGCCUCCCGGUAAACAGACGAAGAAUGACCAACAAAAGCUUGCUCAGGUCGAUGAGGGAAUCACUAUUGAUAUCGAGGAGGCUGGGUCGGAAGAAGGGAGCGAAGAGGAAGAGGCCGAGGAGGUGGAGAUUCGGAACGAGUCCGGAAAGCUUCUGACGAAUAUAGAAGUUCACAAUACUUUGAUGCGGUUGUUUGAGAAGGAGAAGGAGAUUACGCUGAUACUUUAUCGACCCCGAACGAUCAGUCAGAAAGACCCGAAACCUGUCUCGGCCGAUAUGUUCUUUUUACACGUCUUGCCGGUUCCACCGACGUGCUUCAGGCCACCGCAGGCGGCUGGAGGAGAGAUCAAUGAGAAUUCCAGCAACAAGGGUCUGGUCAAGAUUCUCCAGGAUUGCCUAGCCAUCCGCGACCAUAAGAACAACCAUGGCGACAAGCCAAAUUCGAUGCAGAGGCUUAUGCAGACUCUUGUUACUUUGCAAGAGGAUGUGAACACCUUUAUCGACUCUUCCAAGAGCCCUUUGCAGGGAAUGGCUUCUCGUAAUGUGGAGAAUGGUAUCAAACAGGCUUUGGAGAAGAAGGAAGGUCUUUUCAGAAAGAAUAUGAUGGGUAAGCGUGUCAACUUUGCCGCGCGAUCCGUCAUUUCUCCCGAUCCUAUGAUUGAAACGAGUGAGAUCGGUGUUCCGCUUGUCUUCGCACAGAAGCUCACCUACCCGGAACCUGUCACCGAUGAGAACUACGCCAAGCUCAAAGAAUUCGUCAUCAACGGACCGGAUCAAUGGCCAGGAGCUGUGUCGAUUGAGAUGGAGAACGGGUCGAUUCAGAAACUGCCAGGAGGAACAAUGAAAGCCGACAGGGACCGUCGUGCCGAUAUGGCUAAGCUCUUGCAAACACCGGAUCCAUUGAUUGGGGACCUCCGGCCGAAGAAGGUGCUCCGUCAUCUGAUGAAUAACGACUAUGUUCUGAUGAACCGUCAACCGACGCUGCACAAACCGUCUAUUAUGGGUCACAAAGCUCGUGUUUUGCAGAAGGAGCGCACGAUUCGCAUGCACUACGCGAACUGCAAUACCUACAACGCCGAUUUCGACGGAGACGAGAUGAACAUGCAUCUUCCCCAGAACGCGGUUGCCCAGGCUGAGGCCCGGGAGAUCGCUAGCACGAACCUGCAGUACCUGGUCGGCACCUCCGGAAAACCCCUCCGUGGUUUGAUUCAGGACCAUUUGGUUAUGGCUGUUUGGCUCACGAACCGCGAUACCUUCUUCACCCGGGAGGAAUACCAACAGCUGCUUUAUUCAGGAUUGUUGCCCGAGCAAGGAAACGGACCGGAGGGAGCAAGUCAGCGUGUCAAGACCAUUCCACCGGCGGUCAUGAAGCCGAGGUCUCUCUGGACCGGAAAGCAGGUUGUCACCAGUAUCCUCGAGAACAUCAAGCCCAAGCAUUUCGAUGGCCUGACGCUCUUCUCGAAGGCUAAGGUUCCAGGUGAUCGAUGGUUUGAGGGUUGCGAGGAAGGAGAAGUCAUCUUCCAUAAGGGUUACCUGGCAUGCGGAAUCUUGGACAAGAAUCAGAUUGGUCCCACCGAGUUUGGUUUCGUCCAUUCCGUAUACGAGGUCUACGGCCCCGCUGCAGCUGGUCGUCUGCUCAGUAUUCUGGGUAGACUGCUCACAAAGUUGCUUCACAUGCGUGCGCAUACUUGUGGAAUGGACGAUCUGCGUUUGACACCCGACGGCAACAAAAAGCGUCGCGAUACUCUCAACCAGUCGCAUGUUGUGGGUCGCGAGUUAGCCGUUGAGUAUGUCGGGCUCAAGGAGGGCGAGUUUAAGGAGAGAGAGCUCAAGGGUAGGUUGGAAGAAGUCAUAAGAGACGAGAACAAACAUAGAACCCUGGAUCUUAAAGCCAAUGCCUCGACCAAGAACUUCACCUCCAGUGUUAUUCGUCAAUGUCUGCCGGACGGCCUCGAGAAGGACUUCCCGCGGAACAGUUUCCAGGCCAUGACUGUGUCUGGAGCCAAGGGUUCCGACGUCAAUGCCUCUCAGAUUUCAUGCUUGCUUGGACAGCAGGUUCUGGAGGGUCGCCGUGUUCCGGUCAUGGUUUCUGGAAAGACAUUGCCUUGCUUCAAGCCCUAUGAGACCGAUGUGAGAGCGGGAGGAUAUAUCACAGAUCGUUUCUUGACUGGUGUCAGGCCACAGGAGUACUACUUCCAUUGUAUGGCUGGUCGUGAAGGUUUGAUCGAUACAGCCGUCAAGACGAGUAGAUCCGGUUAUCUGCAGAGAUGUCUUAUCAAGGGUAUGGAGGGAAUUAUGGUUAACUAUGACAACACCGUUCGCGACAGUGAUGGAUCUCUUGUUCAGUUCCUCUACGGAGAAGACGGGCUGGAUGUGGCCAAGCAGAGGCAUCUGAACCAGUACAAAUUCUGCGCACAAAACAUGUCUUCGCUGCUGCGACGAGCCACUGAGGACUACCGGAAUGCGAACCUCUCAGGUACUCUAGAACGUCUCGCCGUUGCUUUGCGCUACGAGGAGAAGGCUAGUACCCGCGUCAAGAAGGCCCUGAAGAAGUACAACAAAAAGAAGGAUCUCGGCGCGUCGGAAGUCACCAUGUCGGAAUUGAACCCCGCGCGGUACCUGGGUAGUGUGUCCGAGAAGUUCUACGAAAGCAGAGAAGCGUAUAUCGAGAAGAACCCCGACCAGAUCCUGAACAAGAAGGAAGUGUCGAUGGCUGGUAGGGAUCUGAUCGAUACGCUGCCGAAAUCGGAGUUUAGAACCCUCAUGGACCUCAAAUAUCUCCGCUCCAUGAUCGAUCCUGGUGAGGCAGUUGGUAUCGUUGCCGGUCAAUCCAUCGGUGAACCAUCCACCCAGAUGACACUGAACACUUUCCAUUUGGCUGGUCACGCCACGAAGAACGUCACACUGGGUAUUCCACGUCUUCGUGAAAUCGUCAUGACAGCCAGUGCCAACAUCGGUACACCGGCGAUGACGCUCACCCUCCGACCAGAAGUCUCGGAUUCGGAAGCCGAGCUCUUCGCGAAACGCUGCAACAGAUUGGUCCUGGCUGAACUGAUCGAUGAUGUCAGCGUCACGGAAACCGUUACCACCAAGUCUAAGACAUACAUGAUCAGACUGAACCUUUUCCCCGCCGACGAAUACGCCGAGGAGUACUCUGUCAGCAAGAAGCAGGUGCAUUCCGUGUUGAAGAACAAGUUCCUCAAGGCUCUUGAUACCGCUAUCGCCAAGGCGUUGGAUCCUAAACGUGCGAAGAGCAAGGCCCUGGUUGGUAAGGACGAUGCCAUGCCGGAAGUUGGUGAAAGUUCUGGACCUAGUGAGGAGGCACAGGCCCCGCGGGAGACCCAAGGCGGUGAUCGUGAUGAGGACGAGGACAGUGAUGACGAUGACGAGGGUGAUGCUACGAGCGCAAAGCGUCGUGGUCAGAAGCUGGAGUCUACCAGUUACGAGAAACCCGAUGCUGGUGAGGAGGAGAUCGCUCGUCUGGUUGACGAGGAGGCCCCGUCGAGCGACGAAGACGAGGGACUGGGUGACAUGAAUGGGGUAACCGCCACCGCUGCUAGCCAGGAUGAGCCUCGUACUUCCAUGAAGGAGAGCGUCGACAGCGACACUGUUCGGCACUUCGAGUUCGACUCGGCCGGAGAGUGGUGCGAGAUCAAGAUGGAGUACCCUGCAGAGGCACCGAAGGUGUUGAUGUUGGGUAUUGUCGAGAAGGUCUGCAGAGACACUGUUAUCCGUCAACUCCCUGGUAUCGCUUCCGUUGCGAAGGUGCCUGCAUCUGACUUGUCCAAAGAAGAGCAAGCCGCCGGAAAGCGCAAGUUGGCUGUUGACGGUGUCAACUUCCGGGCUAUCUGGGAGGAGGCAGACACAAUCGACCUCAACACGAUCGAGACCAACGACAUUGCUUGUGUUCUGAGAACCUUCGGUGUUGAAGCUUGUCGGAGCAACAUUGUCAAGGAGAUGGACGCCGUCUUCGGAGGUCACGGUAUCUCCGUCGAUAUUCGCCAUUUGAACCUCAUCGCUGACAUCAUGACUCGUGGCGGUGGUUACGCACCUUUCAACCGACAAGGAAUGAAGUCUAGUGUGUCGCCGUUGAUGAAGAUGAGUUUCGAGACAACAUGUCAAUUCCUCAAGGACGCUACCCUGGAAGGUGAUUUCGACGAUCUCACGUCACCUAGUUCUCGGAUUGUUAUGGGCAAGAUAUCGGGUGUUGGAACGGGAAGUUUUGAUGUGAUGGUCGGAGGCUUAUAAUGUGUUAUGGUAAAAGCGUUUGUUUUGUUUCUUUGAUGCACUAGAAUAGGUACUAUAGUGGUGGUGGUGAUGAUCAUAAGGAUUGAUUGGAGGGGAUAUCUUGGUGCAUUUCUUAUAAUCUUUAUUUUGAGUGGAUCGGAGUCGUAGACUAUUGCGAAUGAUGAAGAUUGAGUCUGUUGAA
Molecule: messenger RNA, 5376 nt
Organism: Tricharina praecox
Lineage: Eukaryota; Fungi; Ascomycota; Pezizomycetes; Pezizales; Pyronemataceae
Exons: 5
Coding region: 129-5195 (1688 amino acids)
Biological process (GO): DNA-templated transcription
Cellular component (GO): RNA polymerase I complex
Molecular function (GO): DNA-directed RNA polymerase activity; DNA binding
Source: RefSeq, a predicted model, not a curated record